UUCGCUUUCGCUUGCGCUGCUGCGCUGACAACGGCCGUGGCCGCCUCUCCGCUGCUGGGCGCCUCCUCACUUCGCUCGCGCUCUUCUGGCCCGUCGUUGUUCAUAUUCUUCAUCGAUCUCCGAGAAGCAUCGAGGUUUUGGAAGGCGUGGGGAUUGCUGGGGUUUACAAUGCUCGUAGACCUUCGUUCGUCGGAGGUUCAGAGACCCUGUCAAGAAUGGGGAUUCUCGCGUUGACGGGUUUAUGAAUAUUCGCUCGUUUUGCUGCGGGUGCUGCUGUCUCGGUUGGCUGCAUUGUAGCAUUGCAAGAAACAGAAGAGGAAGCCAUGAUUCUGCAUGAGGGAGGAGGUUCUAGGAGUCCUGGUGUAGUGCCAGGCGCCUUGCUGUGGGCCAAGGAGGCCGAACUCGAAGGUGGAUUUGAAGAAUUCUGUCUUGAUGAAUGUUGAUGCGGAAGUUGAAACAGAUUUAGGGGGAUUUCCGGGGGAGUACCGUGCUGUACCCCGUCUGCAUGUGUUUGAGGGGUGAGCGGAAAUUUUACAUAUGGGCCAAUUGGUGGGAUUGUUCUCAUUCGUAUUGCCUUUAUUGUGGCCCCCGCAUUUGGUGCGAUCGAAAACAGAGUCCAAUUCAUGCAAGCUGGUAGGCCUCAGAGGUUCUGUAUAAUCGGGUCCUCAUUAGUCACUGAGCAGGGCCUUUAGUUUUGCCGUUUUCAUUCUGGAAGCGUGUCUGGGUCCACUUGAGCCUCAUUUGGAAUUCGACAUAUUUCCUCGCACCGAGCUGCAGUCAGUAAAUUGCCGGGAAGUUGACCACUGCAGACAAACAUUUCUUCGACUCAGUCGACAUUGAUGAAAGGUUUCCUAUAUGGAGAUUUUCUGAUUUUUCAGAGCCCCUAAUCCUAAUCUGUCCGAAUUUAUUAUUGCGGUAUAAGAGUCCUUCAGACAUCAACGGCUCAGAGUACCCACCAGUGCCUCUGAAGAUUCAGUUAGCUCAGAUUGUGGAAAUUUUUCUUGGCUAAGUAUCAGGUCACAGAAACAGCAGAGCCUAAACCGAAUUACCAAGUGAUCACGCUCAAUCCAUCGCGAAUCUGCCAAGAUGUCUUUCGAGGAGGGUUUGUUCAAUAUGUACGAUUCUAGACUGAAGCAUCGGCUUCUGCACUCUAUUAUGAUGUCUCAUCUCCCUGACGAAAAACAGUUGCCUAGAUCCCCAGCUCAGCUGUCUGUGGCCGUUGCAUCGAUUCGUCGCCACCAUCUGUUGGCAGAGACACCAUCAUCAGGGACUCCUGGUAUGAGUAAGAGUGGUGAAUCGAGGAAAAGCGUUGUUGAUGGCUGGGUUGAUCAUUUGUUGGGUCUUCUCUGCAGCACAGUGGCGGAGAACAGAUGGGCAGGCUUAUGUCUUCUUGGAGUUACGUGCCAAGAAUGUUCUCGUCAGCGCUUCCUGGAGUCUUACAACUCUUGGUUUCAGAAGCUUUUGCUUCCUCUCAAGCAGUCCACGGAUCCAGUAUUUAUACGAGCAGCUGCUUGUGCGUCAUUAACGGAUCUUCUUACGAGAUUAGGGAGCCUAGUGGAGUACGCAGGAGUGAGACGUGAUGGCGCUGCUUUGAUAGCAAAAUUGGUGCAGCCUAUUUUACAGAUACUGGGUGACAAGGACUCGAGUGGCAUAUGGAACGAAGCCAUCGAUCUCUUGUCUUCAAUUCUACGAUGUUUUCCUGCGUGUCUUCGGCAGCAAACUAACAAUUUGGAGUCUCUUCUCGUGGCACGGCUGAUGGAUUCCGAUAGUUCCUCUCUCUCCCAGAAAUGUGCCCUUUGUUUAGCCCUCCUUCCCAAGGCUCAUGGCGAUGUGACCAUGUGGAGUUCCAUGAUUCGGCGCAUCUUGAUUGCUAUCAACACGGAAUUGGAAUAUGCUUUCUCUGGCAUGGAAGAUGUGGCGAGUGCUGAAGAUGCACUGGCAACACUUUUACCUUUGGGUCAGGAUCCUCCCUGGCCGUUGGGAGGUCCAUCGGUAGCAGCGAAUGCCUCAGCUCAAGCAGCGAAAAGCUUCUGGCAACAACUUGUCCCACGCGUUUCGUCUCUUCUUCAGUGCUGUCAAAGUCUUUUAACAAAUCCUUAUCCAGUUCCGGUUCCUGUUCCAAUAAAACCUUUGUUGGCUUUGGCGACGAGAGUACUGCGAGUCGAUGGAUCAAGGAUAUCAAUGCCAAACUCGAUGAACGUUGCGGUGUCGAGUGUGCAUCAAGUUUCCUUAUGUUCUGAACUUCCAGCCCUUCACAUAAGUGCACUAGAUCUUCUCUCUGCCUUACUGUGUGGCGUUCGCAGUCAGUUGCUGCCACACGGUGGUGAUGUCGUGCGGCUUGUAUCUGAGUCUUUUCGGCGUUGCGGAUCUGUGGCUCCCGUGUUACGAGUCAAGCUGUAUGAUUUCGCCAGACAUCUUUUUGUUGCAAUGGGAGCAGGGAUGGCCUCUGCCUUAGCACCAGCUGUCGUCGGAAGUGCCUUAUCAGACUUGAAAGGAUCUACCCUUGCGACGUCCAUCUUUUCACCAAAGGCUUCACGAACACCUCGCAUGAACAGUUCAGGGUGGGCCCCUGGUAACACAUGGGGUGGACAGAAUACUAACCAUCGCAAACGGAAGGAGCCGGGAGGAUGCAUCUCUAAUGAUCAUCAAAAUAACGGUACUCCUGAAGGGGCUGCAAACAUGAGUGAAGGUGCAGCUACAGCAGCCGUUCAGAUUGCUGCUUUACGAGCUUUGGAGGCUCUUCUCACCUCUGGGGGAGCUCUAUUGCCGGAUAGAUGGAGAGCAGAAGUGGAUGCAGUUCUGGCAAGUGUUGCUAUGGGGGCAGCUACAGGCACUGCAAGCCUUAUUUUUGACGAGGAUAGCACGUACAUGGAUGGAGGGGCACCUGUAUCUUCCGGAGCUUUCCAAGUUGCAGCUUAUCGAGCCCUAUUGUCUUCGUUGCUUUCCCCGUGCUGUCAUCGACCACCUUAUCUUGCUCAAGGACUUGCCAUAUUUAGAAAAGGUCGUCAAGAGGCUGGAUCAGAAGUGGCUGAAGUAUGCGCACACGCCCUUCUAGCUUUGGAACCUCUUAUUCAUCCUCGAUGUCUACCCCCUGCCGGUGCUAUGUCAGCUGGCUUGGCUACGGGUAGGGCUUUAUCCACAGGAGGUUUAGUUCCACAUAUGCAGAGACCUGGGAAGCCUCUUACAGCUUCUGGAAAUGUUUCAGUUGUCCCAGCAGCCUCCGCUACGAUCAGUUUUGCAGGCCCCGUCGUUCCUCCUGCCCUGAAAAUUGGCCAGUUGGCCAUGGAUCCCUGGGCUGAGGUCGAUACAUGGUUGGGCUAUGGAGAAGAUUUUGGUGAGGAGGAUGGCCUUUUCUAUGAAGAUGAGAAUAUGCUUGUAGACGAGUUCAACGGGGGUCUCGAUAGUGGAGUUGGCCCCACUGGUUAUUAUGUUUCUGAUCAACAAACAAUCAACAAUGGUCAAGGAGGCCCUGUUGUGGUCAAGAUUGGCGAACGAGAUGGAGACAACGUAGUGAGGCCUCUUGAAGACACAAAGGUGCAGGGCUUCGCAGGUGAUGACUCUCAUGUAAGAAGUGAGUCAGGACUUAGAUGUGGCCUUAGAUGCGAGCUUUCUCCUCGGUCAGCAUUAGCUCAAGAUGUCAUGUUAGAACCUGGGGACGCUUACAGAGAUCAUACUGCAGAUUCAGCAAGUACACGAACUGAAACUACCAUAGCCGAUGGAGAUGAUUGCCCAUCACCUAAUAAACAAGACAUUCUCUUCAGUUCUCAACUUCAAAGUUUAGGCUAUGCUAAAGAGGACCCUUUAGCGGUUAAGACGGAUGACGGAGCCAAUACUGCAGCAGUAGGGAUUAUGCAAGGUUCCAUUAAGGAUGGAGCGGAUGUUGAUGUUGAAAGUGGAUCAGAUAUGCUCAAUAGAGCAUUUCCUUCCAUGUCAGGACCUAAAACCCCAGCAAUGGCUCCGUUUUCGUUCUCCAAUGUGGCCGUCGAGAUAGGAUCUGAGUCAGACUCCGAUGGAGUACUUCCUGACAUAAUCGACGGUGAUCCAGAUUCCGAUUGAUUGAACUCUAAUUUAUUUAGAACCGAAAACACAUGUCAUGUACACCUCUCAUAAAGGCUUGAGACUGAUAGUAGAGCUGUUGCUCGUCUGGUUUCAAGCUGGAGUUCUAUUGACGAUGUUAGAACCUUUUUUCGAGAGUUGAAGCGACAUCGUGUUGGGCGAAUCAUUUUUCACCCAUUAUCACAAUUAUUCUUCACUUAUGAUUAUAAUUGCUCACUCAACCUGGGAACCUCCAGUAGGUUAAUUGUGCAGAGCUAUUAGCAGCUCUUAAGGAUCAGUAAGACUGAAAACUUAGAGAACCUGUCAAGGGAAGGCAUAUUUUGUGAGAGUAGUCCAUGUCUUCCCCGAAGAGAUUUGGUAGAGCAAAACUUCUGUGUAUCGUUUCAGUGUUAACAACAUGGUCUCAUUUAGGAGGCACGAGGCUCAC
Molecule: messenger RNA, 4483 nt
Organism: Marchantia polymorpha subsp. ruderalis
Lineage: Eukaryota; Viridiplantae; Streptophyta; Marchantiopsida; Marchantiales; Marchantiaceae
Source: the annotation of a GenBank genome assembly